This is a messenger RNA of Dovyalis caffra, 1455 nucleotides long. The record is from the annotation of a GenBank genome assembly. Lineage: Eukaryota; Viridiplantae; Streptophyta; Magnoliopsida; Malpighiales; Salicaceae.
AUGGAUACCCUCCUCCACACCCCCACCUCAAUGGCGAAACGCCCUUGCUCUUUUUCUUCCUCUCCUGCUCCUCUGAACCCUAACAAACUCCCGAACAUGAAGAAUCAAAUCGAUAACCUCCUCCAAACUUUUCUUAACCUUGCUGACUCUCCUUCUCUCUCUAUCGACCGCUCCUUUGAGCAUCUCCUCGACUCCUCCCCUUGCGAUGCUGAUCAAUCUCUUCUCAUCGAUCGCGCCCUUAAACUAGGGUCUCUGCUUCUCGAAGCCGGCAAGCGCUCUGCUAGAAAACGCUCUUCCGUUCAUAAUUCACUCACUUGGGCUCUCCCUCCCGAUCUCACCAUCAAGGUAUUUUCCAUGCUCGAUACACAAAGCCUGUGCUAUGCUGCUGCUGCUUGUUCAAUGUUCUACAAAUGUGCCAUGGAUCCCUUGUGCUAUGCCGAUAUUGACUUGACGACUGUUGUCCCAAAAGUUAACAAUGCAGUUGUGUCUACGAUGAUCCAAAGGGCUGGAAAAGCGCUCCGGUCUCUUAAGCUUGGUAUAGUUCCAGGUCCGACUAUGACUCGUGGAUCUUGUCAACCAUUGGUCUAUGGUAUCAGGAAUGCAGUAGAAGUAUCUAACUUUUCAUGGAAUGAUAAAAAGACCAGACAGGGGAAGGAGUCAUCCAUUCUUAGUAGAUACUGCUUAAAUCCAUUAAGUGGGGACAAUGGUGCUGCUGGGGCUGUUUUGAGAGGGUUGCAUCUAUACAAUAUUGAAAGACUUGACAAUACAUCGCUUUGUGGGGCAUUGUCAGCCUGCCCAUCUCUGCUUGAUCUGGAAAUAAUUGGCCUACAUGUUGAUUUGAGGCAAACAUUGGUGUCAGUGAGCAUGAAUUGUCCCUUGAUAGAGCGUUUGUUUUUUGAAUCUUCAAAAACAGGAAGAGAUGACAGUUUGAAAUCGCCAACCUGUGUGGAUCUCGUAAAUAAUUGUCCAAAUUUAACUUCAUUGGCUCUUAGAGGCUUCAAGCUGUAUGAUUAUAAACUUCGCAUACUCGUUAAGCUAGAAGUUGCCCGAUUAUUAACAUCAGUUCUUACUGGGGACUUCAAAUUUCUUAGAUAUCUGGAUAUAUCAAAUAGGGAAGGUUUGGCUGCUGCAGGUGAUUCAUAUGGCAGAUGUUACAGUUCAAGUAUCAUUCCUAUGAAGCAGGUAUUAGAAGAAAGGUCUGAUAUUUGUUUGCUAGCAGAAUUUCCAUCAGAAGGAAGUUUUAUCGACAUCGAGCAAAUGACAGAUAGCGAUCUCAAUAGUGUGAUUAGCCUGUCCUCACAAUCGAGCAGCCAUGCAUCAGAUGGUUUGUCAUUCAUGUGUACAUCUGAAAGCAACUAUAGUAGCGAUCAGACUAGUGGGAAUGAGGAGGGUAGAGAUUCUGGUUAUGUUGUUUGUGAGGAGAGCUCAGAUGAGUUCGAUUAUCUGCUUGGCUAG